This is a messenger RNA of Hevea brasiliensis (rubber tree), 3312 nucleotides long. RefSeq names its product protein WHAT'S THIS FACTOR 9, mitochondrial. Lineage: Eukaryota; Viridiplantae; Streptophyta; Magnoliopsida; Malpighiales; Euphorbiaceae. The transcript has 2 exons. Gene Ontology annotation, molecular function: RNA binding. The record is from RefSeq and is a predicted model, not a curated record. Bases 240 to 1508 code for a protein of 422 amino acids.
ACAUAAACGACCUGCCUUCAGAGGAGGACUAACUUUCCCUCUUUGUUUACAGGCAAAUCUCAAUUCUUAGCAAAGACAGUACAAACUCAUCCAGUGUCCGCUGAAAAUCAUUGAUGUCAAAGUUUUGGCUUCUGUUUUAGGGUUUUACCAUAAACCCAAUAAGCAACAAGAAACAAGAAGCUAUUUCUCAAAAGAAGGAAAAAAAACAGAUCUUGAAAACCCACGAAUCUUUGCUUACAAUGCAAAAACUAUUAUUGCCAAAAGCUAUAUUUGUACCCAACAACAGCAACGGCAACCAUCUUUACCAUUUUCUUCAUUAUCGAUCCAUAGUGAAGGUGAGGCUUAAGUGGGUGAAGAACCGUAGCCUAGACAACAUAAUUGACAAAGAGACCGAUCUCAAGGCGGCUUGUCUAUUAAAGGACGCAAUCAAACGCUUUCCUACUGGUUUUCUCACUGCUAAGUCCGUUGCUGAUUGGCAAAAGCUUCUUGGCCUUACUGUUCCUGUUCUUCGCUUCUUGCGCAGGUACCCAACUCUCUUUAGUGAAUUUCCACAUGCCCGCUAUGCGAAUUUGCCUUGUUUCCGGUUGACAGAUACUGCACUCCUGCUAGAUUCACAGGAACAGAGCAUCCACCAAAAUUAUGAGAGUGAUACCGUGGAGAGGCUUUGUAGAGUGCUUAUGAUGAUGAAAAGUAGGACAGUGCCACUUCAAUCGCUACAUCCCUUGAAGUGGGACCUGGGUUUGCCAGAUAAUUUUGAGAAACUAUUGAUUCCAAAAUACCCUAAUUAUUUUCAAUUUGUUAAGGCAUUAAAUGGUGUUACCUGCUUGCGCCUUGUCCAAUGGCAAGAAGAAUUUGCAGUUUCCGCAUUGCAGCGGAGCAAUGAAAGCAAAGAAAUGGGUAACAAGUAUGAGCAGUUCAAGAAGGGGCAGACUACUUUGGCUUUUCCUAUGAGAUUUCCAAGGGGGUAUGGAGCACAGAAGAAGGUGAGAGCAUGGAUGGAAGAAUUUCAGAAGUUGCCUUAUAUUUCGCCAUAUGAGGAUUCAAGGCAGAUUGACCCAAAUAGUGAACUCAUGGAAAAGCGAGUUGUUGGUGUUUUGCAUGAGCUUUUGAGCCUUACAAUUCAUAAGAAGACCAAGAGGAACUACUUGAGGAGCUUGAGAGAGCAAUUGAUUCUUCCACAUAAGUUUACUCGACUGUUUACGAGGUAUCCAGGGAUUUUCUACCUUUCACUGAAGUGUAAGACAACAACUGUUGCUCUUAGAGAAGGUUACCAGCAGGGAAAAUUAGUGAAUCCACAUCCUCUUGCUCGUCUACGAGAUAAGUUUUAUCAUGUAAUGAGAACUGGACUUGUUUAUCGGAAUAAAGGUGCAAAUAUGAUCCCUGAAGACAUUUUGCUAAAUGAUGUUGAGGAUGAGACUGGACCGCAUGAAUCUGAGGGAGAGUGUGAAACAGGUGAUGAUUGCUACGUAGAAACCUCUGAGAUCGAGGAAGUGUCUGAUGAAGAGUAGUUUUUGUCCAACAGAAUCAUCUACCUUGCUGCAUACUUAGGAGAUACCGAAAUGAUCUCCUGAUGCUCAGGUAAGGGAUGAAUAAUAGAUAAUUUGGAUUGGCCCUUUUCAGAAGUUCCAAAACUCAAGUGUCUGUGAAUAUUUUACAAGUUGGUCUUUUAUUGGGUUGCAAUUUUCAGAAAAAGGAAAGUGCAUUCAUUUUGGGUGAAAAUUGAGCUUAUUGUUUUAGGUGUCCAUCUUCUUGUGUGUUUUUUCAUUGUCAAUAAAUUAAUGCAGUUUCUAUGUGCUGCCUUGAUUGCUAAACUGGAUAAUAUGCCUACAAAAUAUCUUAAUUUGCUGCACAAACAGUAACAAGGAAGAAGUUCCCUUUAGGAAUAUUUAAACUUUUAUGCCCGUCAGUAAUGUGAGCCUUGCCAGCUGGCCAUUGUUUUAAGGUCAUGAAAACACCUGAUGUUUAUAUUUUAACACUUUUCUUGAAAAAGAAAAAAGGGUAUAUGUGUAUGUCUGUAUAUAUAGACAUACACGCACACACACAUAUACACAUGCUUUUGCCCAGAAUGUUUACAUGCACUGUGGUAUGAAUGUUUUACUUCGAGAGGUUGGUUUUGUGAUUAGGCUUUGAAAUUAUAGGAGAUGUUGAGUACUAGAAAGUUGCACUGCAAUUUGCUAAUCAAGUUUGAUUCCUAUUACUCUUGGUCAUGCUGAAAAAUUCAAUGAAACUUGAUAAUGAUAGUGCUGAUAAAUAGUUUGUUAUUCAUGUCUUCACGACCAUGUAUUGAUUGUUACGGAAGAAUAAGAGACAAUUUCCUUUGAAGUUAGGUUAAUGUGCAAGAAUGCAAGUUACAGUUCCUACUAUUAAGAAGCCAACGGUAUAAUAUGGCAGAAUUUCUGGCUUCAAUUUAAAAUUGCAUGGUUAAGUUUUACUCCAACGUCUGUUAAUUACUCUGCCUCAGUGGGAGCAAAAUCACUGUCAUGUAAUGCGACACGGAGAAGUUGUAGGUAUGUUACAUUUGGCAAUCGAUCUCAGAGGAAAUAUAUAUGAAGGGAGACAGGGUUGCUCUUCUUUUUCUUCAUUAGUUUGAUUGCCCUGUAUUUUAUGUUAUAUUGAAAAUUUUCUAGGUGAGCUUGUUGGAAAUCAUGGAUGGCAGCAGAACCUAAGCCUUUUAAUGGCUGCUCUUCCUUGGCACUAAACGUGGUUGGCCUGCUGUUUUUCUCAGGUUCUGCAAAAAGUAAUGAGGUUCAAGCAUCAUAACAAGUCAAUUAAUACAGGGAUUACGUUAAGUCUGCAGCAAAUACCUUGUGAGUGCUGGAAAAUUUCAAGGUAAGAGAACCACCUCAAUGAUCAUCAAUCUUUAAGAGAAAGGAUAAAUCAUAUUGAUUUGUGAGGGUUUAUGCUGAUUCACUUAAGUAUCGCAUGAACAAUACCACUUGCUAGUUGCUACAGUGGCCUUUCAUUCUUGAAGGGUAAGGUAAUGUCUUUCUCAGUCAUGGUUUCCUUAAAUGAUCUUCAUGUGACGAGCGUAAGGAUCUGUUAAGUUGGUAUAGCAGUAUAGCACAGCAAAAAUUUCCUUAUUUGAACUAGUUUAUGACAACACGCACUAUUUCUCGUAAGUCAGAUUGCUGAUUUCAACAGUUGAGAUUGUAGUUGACGGUAUCUUCUUUUUCUUCUUCAGUAGAAUGUAUGUAUACCCGCAUGGUCAAUUAUAAUCUGACCCUUGAUGGGAUAUAUCUUCUCUUUUUUCCUUAUACCUUGCUUACUUCGCUUAGAUUUGGAUAAAGGAAAUGACCAUCAAACUUUUUAUAA